UUAUUCCUGAAUUGAUUGUGAAAUUGGUGGUUAUACAACUAUCAAAGGAGUAAUGUAGUCUGAUUAUACACCUGGAUUUAACAAGAUUCGCCUGUUUCAUUCAUAUACCUGAGGCAAGUGUGAUCUCAUGGCCACUAUAGAUACCUGUAGUGGUCAUUUUCUUAUCCUGGACUCACAUGGAUUAGACACAUGAGGGGAUCACCAUAAACAACUGUCAACACCAACUAAAGCAGGCUUUACCUGGUACAUAUAGUGUUAAUGUGUGAUGACCAGCGGCCAUUUGAUGGUUACACCUUUGGGCAGGUUAUAGAGAUGCAUUAUGGAUUAUCGCCAUGGCGAGGUAGGGGAAGUUUCGGUGGACGUAUUGUUUGACGAUUUCAUCAAGGCAGGCACAUGCAAGCAUAUUCUGUCCACAUUCCAACAGCUCUGUGAGGAGUUGGACAUCAAACACACAACCCAUAGACACUUUUACCGCAGACUUCGCAACCGCAUCACCUCAUGGAAGGCUCAGACAGUUUGGGCCAAGCUCGACAAGCGGGCCGGGCUCAAGGAGUACAGGAAGGGCGAGGCCUGCUCAGAUACUAGAGUCCUAGUGAUUGGUGGGGGACCAUGUGGACUGAGGAUGGCCAUCGAGUGUGCCCUGCUCGGGGCACGCGUGGUGCUGGUGGAGAAGAGGGACAGUUUCUCCAGGAACAAUGUCCUCCAUCUCUGGCCCUACCUCAUUACUGACCUCAAAAAUCUUGGCGCGAAAAAGUUCUUUGGCAAAUUCUGUGCUGGAGCCAUUGAUCAUAUCAGUAUUCGACAGCUCCAAUGUAUCCUGAUGAAGGCUGCACUAAUCCUGGGGGUGGAGAUCCACUGUAAUGUGGGGUUUGAGGGCAUCCUGGAGCCUCCCGAGGACCAGUCCACUCACAAGGUGGGAUGGCGAUGCAAGGUGGACCCUCCAGAUCAUCCAGUGUCGGAGUAUGAAUUUGAUGUCCUCAUUGGUGCUGAUGGCAAGAGGAACACACUACAGGGUUUUAAGAGGAAGGAAUUUCGUGGGAAGCUUGCAAUAGCGAUCACUGCCAACUUUAUCAACCGGAACACGACAGAGGAGGCAAGUGUGGAGGAAAUCAGUGGUGUAGCCUUCAUCUUCAACCAGAAGUUCUUCAAAGAUCUGACAGAACAAACAGGCAUAGACUUGGAGAAUAUUGUGUACUACAAGGAUGAUACUCACUACUUUGUGAUGACCGCAAAGAAAACCAGUUUACUCGACAAGGGGGUUCUCAUACGAGACUAUCCUGACACUGCCUCCCUCUUGUCACCCAACAACGUGAACCGGGACAGUUUGAUGGACUAUGCCCGUGAGGCUGCUGACUUCUCCACCAAUCAGCAACUGCCUCACCUGGACUAUGCAAUCAACCACUAUGGUCAGCCAGACAUUGCCAUGUUUGAUUUCACCUCCAUGUUUGCAGCUAAAAAUGCCUCACGGGUCAUAGAGAGGAAUGGUCAUAACUUACUGACGGGACUUGUCGGAGAUAGUCUGUUGGAGCCUUUCUGGCCCACUGGCUCUGGCUGUGCACGAGGGUUCCUCAGCUGCAUGGAUGCUGCAUGGAUGAUUCGACGCUGGGCAUCCGGGAAAAUGACACCACUGCAGGUGUUGGCGGAGAGGGAAAGCAUCUUCCUACGACUCUCCCAGACAACGCCUGAAAACCUUCAUAAAAACCAUCACAUGUACACCCUAGACCCCAAUACCAGGUAUCCCAACUUAAAUUCCAAAGCCCUUAUACCUGAGCAACUGCGACACCUGUAUGACUGUGGUGAUGGUACGAACAUGGACGAGAUCAUUGAUAUACCUGCAAAGCGGGCUAGAAAUGAUGACUUUGUGGACAGCUACACGUUACUACGGUGGUGUCAGAAGCUGUUAAACACGGGAACAUUCAGAACGGUACACAUAGUGGACCUGACAUCCUCUUGGCGCAAUGGAUUUCCUCUCUGCUAUCUCAUCAACAUCCUCAAACCGAAUCUCCUUGAUAUGAACACUUUGAACUCCAAGGAGGCGACCAAGAACUGCCAGCUGGCGUUUGACAUAGCCCAGAAGGAGUUUGGAAUUGCCCCUGUGAUGACCGGAGAAGAGAUGACCCAAUGUUCUGCCACAGACAAACUCGCAAUGAUCUCAUACCUGUCUCAGUUCUACCAGAGGUUCAGGAAAGACCGAGCAUCAAGCUUUGAGUCGCCCCGAGAGGAUAGUCACAAGAGUCAUAAAUCUCCCCAUCACCGUCUGUCCAUCCUACAGAAGCUGCGGGUCAGCGCACGAUUCGCAAGGUCGAAAAAGAGGAAAGAAAAGGAAGGAGACAAGCAUGAAACGUCAUUCAGUAAGAGGAGACUCAAGGACAAUGAGGUCAAAGAGACAAAUGGUGAUGUACAACUGACCAAGUAUAACAAACUACCGAUGGAUGAGAUAGCCAACAAAUUGACCGUCCAGACCAAAAGUGAAAACUUCAAACAGAAAGAAGAGUCCCUGGCAGCAGUUAAGGUCAGCGCAAUGGCAGAGCUACUUGUGUCAAAGUUCAAAGGUCAACAGGAAGAGCCAGUCAAAACAUCACCAGCCACCAAAAGGAAGCAGCCAGGGGUGUUGAUGGCUGCCACCAAGGCCAGUGAGUUCUGCUACUUCUGUAAGAAGCGGGUGUAUUUGAUGGAACGAAUGAGUGCUGAGGGCAUUUUCUUCCAUCGGGAGUGUCUCAAGUGUAGUUACUGCUCUGCCGGUCUCCGACUCAGUAAUUACAGCCAUGAGCGCUCACACACCGGGGAAGUUAAGUUCUACUGUUUCCGACAUCAACGACCAGAAUCUAGGGUACAAGUCAGGAGUAGACGGAAGAGGUCUUGGCUCAAAGACGAUAGUCUCAAGGAAAACAUUCCGAAGAUUACCAUUGACACCAGUGACUCACCAACACCGCAACGUAAGAAAACCGAUGGGUCACCAAAGAAAGUACCUAGUCCUCUGUCUCCACCCCUGAUGCCAGAUUCAGACUAUAUUAAGGCCAAGAAAACGCCAGAGAGGAUAGAAUUUGAGAACAGCAUUGACGGUUUACAGGAAGAAGAGUCUGAGGAGGAGCUCACCGAACACAAUCUCCGUGCCUCCAUGUCCUCGGAGGCCAUCCUCAGUGAUGGAGAGGAGGAAAACAUGUCAGACUCGGACCUCGAAGACCUGUAUGAAUUGCUGAGUGACUGGUCCAGUGACGAUGAUGAGCUAACAGAGGUGAUGGAGGAGACUUUUGGCCUCAAGAAGGAUCUUACAUUGGAGGAGGCUCUCGAGGUGGUGGAGACCCUCAAACGCAAGUCCCAUGAAAACCUCAUUGACGCUGUCAACAAUGAGGGAAAAGUCAAGUACAUGGAUAGUGAUGAGGAUGAUGACACAGAGGUGGAGGGCGACUCUGACUUUGAGACAGAUCAAGAUGAUGAGGAUACAGAGAUGGAAGAUGAUGUUUGGGAGGAGGCUGAAGAAGAACAAGCACCUGCUGUAACACCAAACAAUAAACUCUCACUCAACAUUCCACCUCCAGACCCUUCUAAUGUUGAAUGCAAAGCACGGCGAGCUAACUUCUUCACCACUCCUCCUGAGGUAGUCAGAUUGGACCCAUGGAAAAUGUUUGGUAUGGGAGAAACAAAUGAGGAUAUCAACAAAAUCCCCAAGUCUGAGGACUCGGAGGAAGUGAUCACGACUCAGCCCCAUGCCGCAGCGGAUAUGAUUGGGUCUGAUACAGAGGCCACAGAUCGUCAAAUUAAGACAGAGAUAUUGGACGAGGAUGAAAAUAAAGAAAGACAAGAGGAAGUGAUGGCAAGAGCUGAUGAAGAUGAUCAGAGGACAGAUGAGGAAUGUGAUGAAGUGUUUGAUUCUGAGGAGGAUGGAGAGGAUGUGGAUGAUAAAGAUGCUCUGAAAUAUGAAAUGGAAAAACUAUUAGUUGACAUUGAUCACAAGUCUAGUGCAAGUGGUGAAAGUGUUCCUGAUAUCCUCAAGACUGAUGAGGAGGAAGUUCACUCUUCUUCAGCAGAGGAAGACGGGGAAGUAGCAGGGGUAGAGGUUGGUAUGUUAGAGGACACAGAACAAGCUGUGCUUAGGAGUGUACAACAGAUGAGUGAGAAUGGCUCGUCUUCCUCAGGACGUACCACAUUACAAGAUGUGUUAAACAGUGUGGAAGGCAUGAAUGCCGAAGAUGAGAGGAUUAACUUGCAGGACUUUACUGGGGUAGACGAUAGGUUUAUUACACGGACAAGAGGGGGUAGGAAAGGGGUUGUGAAAAAGAAAAAGCGGCCAACGUACCGUGAUUCUGUUGGGUCCGACUCCAGUUUCACUAUCUCUACACCUAGCCAUUCCGGUCGGUCAUCUGUGAGUUCUCUUUCGUCCGAGCUGGAUCAUAAUCAACCAUAUGGCGGAGAGGAUGAAAACGAAGAAAAACCUGAUGAGGAUUUAUUACGAGAUUAUCAGCUUACUCUUAGUCAGGCUUUGGGGGAAGAUUACAGUGAUAGUACAACUCCUAGAGACAAUGGAAACCAAGAUAAUCUUGAUGAAACUCUUCAAGCAGAACAGGAGGAGUUGGAUAGUUCGAUUGUAGAUAAAGAAAAAAGUUUCUAUGCAACGCCCAAUGCAAGCGCGAGUGAUAAAAGUGCUAAUAUUAGUGACAAGUAUUCAUCAGCAAAUGAGAAUUUUUCUGAGAUGUCUCCAGAUGCAGUGUUUAAUGAUGAUUUAACCAAAACCAAUAGUAACGGUAGUGCUUGGCGUCCUCUCCCUCCCCCACCCCCUGUAGAUAAUAAUGACAAUGUGAAAUCCUCCACUAAAUCGCUUACAAAGCGUCAGAACAGUACAGAAUCUGGGGGUGACUCUGGAAAGGAGGGACGCACAUCUACGGGGAGACAACUCCCUGAUAUCAGCAACCUCACAAGUAAGGUAUCUGAGCAAGGGUUUCAGAGCAAGUUCAUGAAAAAGAAGAUUGGUUCUCCGACCUCAACUAUGACAAGUGGUGACAGUACGACUAGUGGCAAGGAGAGUUCCUCUAGUCCAGAAAUGAAGUUUAAACACAGGUCUGUUUCCACUGACAGUUCUAGGAACAACUACACUUCAUCCUCAUCAACAAGUGGGGAUAAAGACAGAGUACCAAAGUCAAAGGAGAAAAAGAUGCGAGUGUCGGUAGAUCAUACCAAGCUCCGAGCUCUUAGCAGCUAUGAGGAUAGUUCAAGUCAAAAUGAGGAGGCAGGGGACAGGAAAAAGAAAAUUGGCAUAGAUUCAAGACUGAAAAGUAAGAUGAAAGAAGAGAUAUAUAAGCCACGUGUGAGUGUAGGAGAGCACAUGGUAGAUGACAUUCCAUUUGCAGAUGACAGCGAAGAAGACCCGCACUAUGACAAUUUCUAUACACCAGCCACCUCUGUCAAGAGUAGGCCAGCUCCUGCCAUGAAACGCCCCAGCCCUCAGCGGGACAUCAGGAAACGAAUCCUGCCUACUCCUCCCAAUCAAGGAGAAAGCACGCCAGCUGUGCCAACAAUUGACCACAUAAGACAGCUCAAACGAACAGAUAUGGACAAGGCACGCGAAAAGGCUCGAGAGAAGGCAAGGUUGAAAAGUGAUGAAGAGUUAGGGUUGGCCAACAUGGGGUACACCCCUGUGGCAGGUCAUAAAGGUCACCGGUAUCGUCGGGGCAACAGUUCCACCCCAAGCACCAGUGAUCAGGUCUUAUCUGACAGUGAUGAUAACCAUAUUAAAUUAAAAGUGCUGCAUUCCACACCAAAUGGUGAGGUCGUCCUACCGCCAAAGUUUACCAAGGAUAAAAAGACCAAACAGUUUGAUAAUAGUACCAAUGGUAAAAGUACUGAUAAGUCAGAUACUGAAACCAAGUCAACAAACAAGAAACGCAAAUCUCUCCUUCAGAUGUUACGGCCCGGCAAAGAAAAAAACAAAGAUUUUAAGGACAAAAGGUCGUCAUCAAAUGAUACUCUUGAUGAAAAAUCUGAAAAGAAAGUGAAAAAGACACCUAAAUCUGAUAAGAAGAAGAAAAAGACACAUAAAUCUGAAGGGGAUGCUUUGGACAAGGGCCUGAGUGAAGGUAUGCAGGAUUUAAAGAUAGUGGGGUCAAUGUUUGGACAGAAGGACACCCCUACAGGACGCCGCCCAGGCCAUGCUGUCCGAAGGACAGUGGCCCCAAGGGCUGACUUGGAAGAGUUUUCGGAUUCUGAUGAAAGUCACGUAUCUGUUGACACCACACUGUCCAGGCGAUCAAGGGACCGAAGGACAAUGUCAGAAGACGAGGUGAAUGUUAAAAUUGCCCGUCGUGUGCAGUCAGCUGCCAAAAAACAGCAGAAGCAACGAGAGCAGAAACGUCUGAGGAUGGCCCAGGAGAUACAGAGACAACUGGAGGAGGUGGAUGUCAAACAGAGGGAGCUAGAGGAGCGGGGCGUCUCUAUAGAAAAAGCACUCAGAGGGGAGGGUCCAGAUGCCGAGCGUGAAGAGAAGGAAUUGAUGCAGGAGUGGUUCAACCUGGUGUAUGAGAAGAAUGCACUAGUCCGAUACGAAUCUGAGCUGAUGGUUAAUGCCCAGUAUAUGGAACUUGAGGACAGACACGGUCGUCUGGAACAGAAGCUCCGAGAGAGGAUGGCUAUGGACAAUAUAGUUAAAACCCAGGAACAGGCUGCAGAGGAGAAGCGAAUUCUGGACGAACUCCUCCAAGUUGUGGAGGAACGCAACAAUCUUGUAGCCAUGUUGGAGGAAGACCGACUCAGAGAGCGAGAAGAAGACAGCGAGCUCAAGUCCAUGAUGCAGAACAAAGGCUUUAAUCUCAGUCCACUAGACAGUACCCGCAAGCUACGGGACUCCCAGGGGUUCCCACUGUCCUGCUAGCAUAUCUCACCAUAGUCGGACUACACCACAUAACAACUAGACAGAACCAAGAAUAAGAAUCCUGAUUUAUCUGGAUUUUGAGAUACUUGCAGUGGAAUAAAGUUUAUACUGUGUCAUGAUUCUGAGAAUUAUUAUCAAAGUGGAAUGUUUUGCUGGAUGGAAAAGCAUAAGUCAAUCUAGACAUCGAUGAUAAUGUUCGUGUCAGUCACAAAACAACUUCAUAUUGCUUCUGUCAUCAUAAUUCAAAGAUAUUUUUCAAAGUGCUAUGCUUGAAGUGACAAGAAAUGGACUUAACAAAGAUGUCCUCAUGCAUACCAACUAUUUAAAGUGAUAUAGAGAUUUACACAAGACAACCCCCUCCUGCAUGCAUAGCAACACUGUUCAGAAGUGUCCUAGCCAUGAACUGCAGAAACGGGACUCGGGACAGCUAGGUCUGUGUUUGUGGCACCAUUGCAAUGAAUGCUAUGUACGAGUAUACUUGUAUCUUGUCUACAAGUGACUGAACAUAUUUCUGCGGAGUCCUGUAGACUUCAGGGAGAAAAGUGCAAUCAACAUAUUAAUCAUUUGUGUAAUCCUCACAUGUGAACAGCAUGUAUUGUGUCUAUGAAGUUAUGUCCAGUUACAUUUGCAUGUUUUGUUACGUGUCACCCAUCAAUAGGCUAACAAAGUCUGAUGAUACUUCACCUUAAACUAUGAACGUCUUAAUAAGUACUCCUGUAUUGCAAUAUUACCAUUUCCAGUUUUGUUGAGUUUGAUGAAGAAAAAAUUGCCAACAAAAUGGUACAAUAAAUGCAGAAUAGGAUCCUGAAUGUUCUAUUAUAAAUCAGAAAUGCAUUUCCAUUUUGUUUCAUUUUUAUAAUGAUAAUUACUUCAAUGUUGUCGCAAAUGUUGACAAUACGGAAUGGUGACGGAUAAUACAAUUGUAUUAUCCGUUGUUUUUAAGAGGAUACUUUUCCUUUAAAUUUUUAAACUUUCAAUCACAAAACUGGAUCUGGGAAUUCAGUACAAGGUAUGCUUCAUACUAUUUGGAUAGAAGUAUAUUACACUAUAAAGAGGUAAGAAGGGUCAUUUGACUAAUGUGUUAGGUAUAAAGUGCUGUAUAAAGACUGGACCUUCACAGGAAUAUCCCCGGUUACAUAGCAUUAUGUUAGCAUCACUAGUUUAUGUAGGAGUAACGGCCCAAGUAGUCGAUUCAUAAUGGAAAUGGCCAGUUUUCUUAUAUCAUAGUUACUUGUAAGUUUGGAGAAUAUAAAUCUGCUAGACUUGUAAUGAGGGUUCAGUGAAAAGCAUACACAUACAGAAAUAAUCAAAUCAUUGUUGUUCUGAUACACCUUCAUUUAACAAGAUACCAGAUUUUCUAUGAACCUGUCCUAUUGAGGAAAAUGAUAUCCUUGCUAUAUAUUCUGUGUGAUAUUAUUUAUGCAAUGAUCUGACUUUUCUCUCUGCCUUUGUUAUGUUAGACUAGGCGUAAACUUCUGUGAUAGUCUCCUAAGUUAAGGAAUGUCAUUUACAUGUUUAUAGAUAAAAAUCGUGAAUUCUGUGAUGUGUCUUUUCUCUAGAAAAGUAUCCUUUAGUAUUCGUCUUAUGUUCAAAACGUUUUGUGGAUUUUAUUGAGAGACAGAAAACAGCAAUUGUACUUUUUACAGAAAGAACUCUUUGACUACAAAUAUAUUGGCACUCUUAUAAAUUUUUCUCUCUUUUAUUUUUUAGAUAUUGCACCAGCAACAAACUAUAGCCAUAUGAUAAGUGGGAAUAACCCAGGGUUCUUUGAAUAUGUUAAGUUUCCCUUACAAAUAUGCUUGGAUACAUUUUUCAAACAUCAAAGUGUAAAUUCAGGGUAGAUAUACUUCAGAGGGUAUUUUAUGUGAGACUUUCAUAAGAGCAAAUCCUGUUUUUAAUGAUGUGAUGCUUGUCUGCUUUAAAAGGUAUUUCCUGCUUGUCAUUUGAAUUUGCUUAUCUAGUUGUCAAAUUUGUUUCAAUUUUACCACAAAAAAGAUGGAUGAUCCCUGGCAUACACAAUUUGAUAUGUAUUGUAAGUGUCCAGCAUAGCAUUUUUGUUUUAUACAGCUCCUUGCUUUUGAUACAUGUCAGAACUGCCAAUGAUAUUUACAUUUUUGGUGUGAUUUUGUUUGGGCUAAUUUUUAUCAGGACUUGGUGUUCAGACAUGCUAUAGGUGUUUUGUACAAUGAUAACACGUGUACAUUCCUUGUCCAAAUAACAAUACCUACAUAUGUACCAAGGUCAUUACCACCGUCGUCAACUAAGUGAUUUGAUAUGAGUCACGAUGACGUACAUUUGUCCGAAGUGAAAGCGUACAUUGACAUAGACAAUACCAAACAGUAAAACCCAAUAUCCAAUAUAAAUGUAUUAUUUGUUUGGGGUAUUUGUCCUUGCCGAGGUCCAUUACCAGGUAUUCCAUAAAAAUUUCAUGGUGUAAAUGGAACAGUACUAUAAUAUUGACAGAUUGGUAUACUGAGGAGUAAGAAUGGUGACUGCCAUCAACAUUGACUCGCCACUACAUCACUUACCCUAACACCGACAUCAUUUAAACGUGAUAUUUUAUCAUUUAGGCAUUAAGGGAUUGGAUGGAUCAUCUGUAGCAAGCAGAGUGAAUGGGUAAUAUUUGGUGCAGAAUAUUAUAAUUGGGGAAUGUGAAACAUAUACAGUUGUUGUAUUUAACUCAUUCACCCCUGAAAUUUCUUAAUGAACUAUUCCAACCUUUGAAUUGGAAGGGCUCAAAUGUUUCAUCAGGAGUGAAUGAGUUUAAUAAAGGUACCACUUGAGCACUUUUAAACUGAUCACAGGAGCAGGUGGUAACUGAAGGCACUGUAGCCUUAUCUUAUUGGGACCUGCAUUUUCCUUGAAUUAUUUUUCCUUUAUACUAAUGAUACAUAGAUUUAAUUGCUAUUCAGUUUCUAGAGAAAUUCCUUGAUGUGUUAAAAGAUGUUAACAGUUGUCGGAGUUCACAUCUUGUGAAAGGGACUUUGUAGGGAGAGUGCAUUAUUCCUGUUGUGCCCUUAGUGUAAACAGGCCCACUGUUGUAAUAUUGACUAUAUUUAUAGUGUUUGUACAGGCCAAAUAUAAAUGAUGCGGUUCAGUUUUUGUUUGCUUCAGGUCUUAUUUAAUGUUUUGCCUUUCCUAUAAUACAUGUCAUUGUACUGUUUUUUCUCUCUUAGAUAUAUUUAUUGUUAAACGAGUUCCGCUAAGCCAGUGAUUACAAUAUUUAAUGAAAGAGCUUUGUGAAUAGUGAGUGAGAGAGAAAGAAAGAGAGCAAAGACAGACAGGUUGAAUAAGCAGGGUUGAGAGAUUGAAAGAGGAGGAAAAGUGUUGGUGGUGAAAGUAAGUUUUAUUGAUAUUUAUGUCUGUAACAUCACUGGUACACUUGUAUAAAGUAGUGAGUGAAGGGAGAUAAGUGAUUAUGUGACUUAUUGUACUCACCAGUGAUUCACAACCAUGUGAAAAACUUAGUUAUUCUGUUGAGAACUUCCUGUUUUAUAGUCUAAUAGUAACAAUUUUAAGUAAAUCAAAUAUUGACCAAAAUUAUCUAUUUUACGACAGAGUAUUUAGCGCGGUUACUGGGUAUGUUUAUUGUUUGAAAAAUUAAUUUCUGUCUGUGUACAAAACAGCAAUGAGAACUUUAUAUGUUGACCUUUGUACAAUUUAAAAAUCUAAGAUGAUACGUUCAGAUAAUCACAAAAUUCAAGCAUGUUUUUAUAAGUUUAAGAAAUAACCAUUACUAUAAAGUUUUGGUCUUUGAAACAACUUUAUGUAGUUUCUUUUUACUAAAAAUGUUUUAAAUGUUUUAUGCCAAUUACUCAAAAAUUAAAAUCCUUUAAAUAAAAAUCCACAGGUAAAAGGAGAAAGUACUCUGCAUAGAAGCUGUUGUGACUUUCAAGCAUUUCCAAUUGUUUUCAGAUAAAUAUUCUUACUAUCUACAUGCCAACACUUUAACAAAAUGUAGAAUUAUAGUAGCAUUUAACUUGUGUCUGAUGUAAGUUAUUUUGAAUCGACUAAUAGUAAAUACAAAGCUUCAAAAAUAUGAAAUAUACUUUGUUUGUAGGAAAUUGUCAUUAAAAAUGAAGGUUUACAAAAUUUGUCAUGGCUAAGUGGAGUUUGUAUUGAUUUGUAUGUUGGAAAUAAUUUGAGAAACAGAAAGACAGAAAUCCAUUCAACUAACACUUUGUACAUAAUCAUAAGUUUAUGUUUAACAAGUUUUCCAUAAGUUCAUGUCAAUACGUUUUUAUCAACUUGUAAAGGUACAAACCUGUAUUUUCUCAAAAUCCCCCAAAAGACUGCUUUGUUUAUCAUUGUGUUUAAGGAUCUUGUUUUAGCAUUAAAUCUCAUCUAGUCAUUUUCAAGCUGCAAAGUUUGUACUGUAACACAACAACCCUGCACUGGAAACUGUUUUAUAUGUGUAGCUUGUCACUGUUACAAGAGUAACCACCACAGGCGUAUCUUCCAGGGUUGUGACAUCUGGCUAAUAAAUAUUACCCACAGCUAAA
Mizuhopecten yessoensis (Yesso scallop) is the source of this 11364-nucleotide messenger RNA. RefSeq names its product protein-methionine sulfoxide oxidase mical3b-like. Bases 320 to 6862 code for a protein of 2180 amino acids. The transcript is spliced from 27 exons. Lineage: Eukaryota; Metazoa; Mollusca; Bivalvia; Pectinida; Pectinidae. Gene Ontology annotation, molecular function: FAD binding; protein binding. The record is from RefSeq and is a predicted model, not a curated record.